Molecule: messenger RNA, 1050 nt
Organism: Leishmania major strain Friedlin
Lineage: Eukaryota; Euglenozoa; Kinetoplastea; Trypanosomatida; Trypanosomatidae
Exons: 1
Coding region: 1-1050 (349 amino acids)
Source: RefSeq, a predicted model, not a curated record
AUGUCGUCGGAGCCAGCCAACAGACACCGCAGUCAAUGGAGUCUUACAGCCGACCCGCGGAUGCCGAGCUCAGCGGCAGCGCUGACACAGUCGUCGUACUUGCACGCGCUCGGCGCCACACAGCAGCUGCAGUCGGAGUCGCAGCAUUUGCCGAAAGCUCGCAACACGGUCGCCUCUGGCGCAUCGAUCAACCCAGCCAUGGCGACUGUGGCGCAGCAGAAGGCUCGGUACGCGCGUGGCCCUUACGUCCCUCCACCUGCCUUGCGUCGUAGUCGCCUCCACCUGGGCCCCACGGCGGACACCAGUGGCGUGCUUGGCGGAACACAGCACAUCUACGAGGGUCGUCGCGCCCUCACGCAGCCUGCAACGUGGUCUCUGCCGUUGCAGUCUGCUUCCGCACAGCGCCGAACGCCUGCAGGCGCGGGACCGACGACGCGUGCGGCGGUCAAUGGGGAUACCACAUUGCACCCCCUUCCGCCACCGCCGCCGUCACUUCAUCCAGUCCCUUCGCCACCGACUGAGUGGUGUCAGGCCCUCGUUGCGCUUCAAGAGCGUCAGCUGCUCUGCUGGCAGCAACUCAUAGAGACCCAGCAGCUCAUGACUCACCAUGUUGGGCGGCUGCAGGAGGAGUUGCAGUAUGUGCGCGAAGUCCUGAAGCACGGACUUGGCAAGCACUCGACGACGGAGGCGGUCGUCGCGAGCGCGACAGAUCCACGCAAGCGCUCCCGCUCGGAAGGCCAUGACCAUUUCGAAGCUGCAAUAGUGACCAAAUCUGCAGCAGCAGUGCCGACUGCCAGCGCCGCGACCUCGCAGCGGAACAUGACAGUGCACGCCGUUCGUUUACUAGGAGAGAGCACCACCUCUACGCCUGCCGUCGUGCAGGACGCGGCAGCCUGUCGAGGUGUCGCCCAGCCGGCAGAAGUCGCACAAAGGUUUUCUUCGAGACCAUCCGCAGAGCGGAAGGAGGGCAGCGGUGGCGGGAGCGGUGCUGCACACUCAAAAAGCACUGCUGACGCUGCCGACAGCGAGGCAGAUAUCUUCAUGCUCUGA